GAAAUGAGAUGAUUAAUUAAGUUAAGUAGUAUGGCAGGGAAAGGCGUGCUAAUACAUUACCUUUUAGUUCUACUACUCUCUUCAUUCACCCAUGUAAAAGGCUUUGACUUGGGUGAUAUAUUAUUCCCCCCAUUUCUUUAUCCAUUACCUUUCGAUUAUUAUUAUGAACAAACUCCUCGGGACAACGAGCCAUCAUCACCAUCACCACCUCCAUCAUCAUCAACACCACCACCGCAUCAACAGUCACCACCUCCACCAUCACCAUCACCACCACCGCCGCGUCAACAGUCACCACCACCACCACCACCGUCAACAGACCCAUCAAUUUUUAUUCCUCCUUUUUUAAUCCCCCCUAAUGAUAAAUCUCCUCUAAUUGCUCCUCUAAUACCCAUCGUCUCAUCUACUAUUAACCCAACGACGCCACCAGCACAAUCAUCACCAUCAGUUGAUAAGUCACCACCUUCACCUUCCCAAUGUAAGCCAUCACAACCUAUUAAGCUAACACCACCUCCACCAGCAAAGGAACCACCAGUAAAGGCACCUCCACCAGCAAGACUACCAACUCCACCACCAGUUAAGCCACCAUCUCCAUCACGACCACCGCCACCACCUUCUAAGAAAUCGCCUCCACCAGCUCCUCCUCCGUCAAUAGCUAAUCCACCAGUAAUGGCACCAUCUCCUCAUCCACCUGUAAUAAUAGCCCCAGUUCCAUCUUCACCAGUGGCGAAACCACCUGUUAUUCCACGUGAACCAUCUCUUCCUGCCGUCACAACUCUAACGGUGAAUGGAGUUGUUUACUGUAAACCCUGCAAUAGCUAUGGAGUUCCCAAGCUCCUCAACGCUACCCCAAUCCAAGGAGCUUCUGCGAGACUAGUUUGUUACAACGGGAAGAAUGCAAUGGUUCAAUCAGCCGUAACAGACAAGAAUGGUGAGUUUCGAAUUACGCCCAAAUCGCUAAUGGGAGCAGAUAUCGGCAAGUGCAAGGUAUACUUAGUGAAAUCACCAAAUCCUACUUGUAAUGUACCAACAAACUUCAAUGGCGGAAAAACAGGUGCUCUAUUGCAACAUGUCGUACCUCCUAAGCCAUCGGCAGUGGUACAACCACCCAUGUCUGAUUUAUAUGGUGUUGGACCUUUUAUUUUUGAAGCAUCAAGCAAAAUACCAUGUGCUAUGCAUAGAAAAUUAUAUAUGGCUUUUACGUCAUCAAAGGCCAUGGUGCUCAUACAAGUUUUCGCAUUAGUAGUUGCCUCUUUCUCAGAGCUCAGCUUUGGUGAAGUCGCUGAAAAUUCUUCAUUAGACAAUCAUCAUGAGGACAGUGAAAUCAUCUCAACCAAAGGGUUAGGGAUUGGACGCGUUCCUAAGAAAAGUCCUUCUACACCUGCUAAACGACCAUCACCAUCACCAUCACCACCAGCUAAGUCAUCACCACCACCGUCACCGCCAGCUAAGUCACCACCACCACCGCCAGCUCAAUCGCCACCACCACCAACUCAAUCACCACCACCACCUUCACCCUCACCACCACCAUCAACUCAAUCACCACCGCCACCAACACCAACUAAGUCACCAUCACCACCUUCACCCUCGCCACCGCAACCAACUCAAUCACCACCGCCACCAACACCAACUAAGUCACCAUCACAAUCAUCGCCACCACCACCAAAUAAGUCACCACCACCAGUUCAAUCACCUCCACCGCCACCACCAGUUCAAUCACCUCCACCGCCAUCACCACCACCACCAGCUCAAUCACCUUCAUCGCCACCAACAAUACCACCACCAGCACCUCCACCACCACCCCAAUCACAAAAACAAACACCUCCACCGUCACCAAUUGCUCCGCCACCAGCAAUCCAACGCGCACCACCACCAGCUACUCAGCCACCAAAACUACCACCACCAGCUACACAGCCACCAAUAAGCAGACAACCGCAGCCAUCACCACCUACCCAGCCACCAAUAAACAGACCGCCGCAGCCAUCACCACCAGCUACUCAGGUACCAAUAAGGAGAACACCACCAACUAGUAAACCACCUAUCAGGUCAUCGCCACCACCACCAACUGAUUAUGAUGAACCGCCAGACAUCGAGCCACCCGUUGAUCAGGAGCCACCACCCGUUUCUCAUGAUCCACCACCAAUUAAUCAACCACCUAUUAUACCAUUUCCACCAACUCUAAGUCCACCAGUUAAGCUUCCACCACCAACAAUUCAUCCCACCGGAAAGCCUCUAAUCGUCGUCGGCCGUGUGAAUUGCAAAUCUUGCAGUAACAGAGGCCUUCCUUCUCUCUUUAAAGCCUCCCCACUCCACGGAGCUUCAGUGAAGCUAGUUUGUCACAAUAAUGGAAGAAAGGCACAUGUUCAAACAGCAUUGACAGACAAGAAUGGUGAUUUCUCUAUCACACCCAUAUCUUUAACCAGAGCAGAUGUACACAAAUGCAGAGUAUACUUAGUGAAAUCACCCAAACCAAUUUGCAAUGUGCCAACAAAUUUCAACAAUGGAAAAUCUGGUGCUCAAUUGAAACCUAUCCUGCCACCGGGUAAUCAUGGCCCAGGCCCAGGCCCAAUGUUUGAUUUCUUUGGUGUUGGGCCUUUUAUAUUCGAAGCCCCAAACAAAUUCCCAUGCAGAAAGUAAAAAUUGAGCUCUUCAAUAUUAAUGGAGUACUUAGCUAGGAAAAUAAAAGUAUGGAGUUUCUCAAGGAAAAUGCUUUUAUCUUUUCCUUUCUCUAGUUUCACACGAACGAUACUUGCGCUACAAAUCAAAUUCAAUAAAAAAAAAUUAAAAGUUUAUAAUA
Molecule: messenger RNA, 2794 nt
Organism: Solanum pennellii
Lineage: Eukaryota; Viridiplantae; Streptophyta; Magnoliopsida; Solanales; Solanaceae
Product: formin-like protein 20
Exons: 4
Coding region: 31-2634 (867 amino acids)
Source: RefSeq, a predicted model, not a curated record